AAAGAUGAAGACAAAUCUAAACAACAAAAUAUUGAGGCUUUAAGACGUGAAAAUACUCUUGUGAUGAGGUUAACAACAAAAGAACAGGAAUUACAAGAUUGUAUGAAUCAGAUCCAAGAAAUGAAGGCAGGACAGACAACCAGUAUGGCCCAAUUACGUACGAUGCUCCUGGAUCCAGCAGUGAAUUUGAUAUUCCAGAGAAUAACAAAAGAAAUGGAGGAAAAUAAAGAAAAAUUGAAGCAAACUCAAAAUGAACUUAGCGCUUGGAAGUUCACGCCUGACAGGUGUUUAUCUUAUUACCAUGGUAACAUUAUUAAUCUCUCGGCAAAUAACUUUCAGACAUUAUUAUUGCCGGGAGAUUUUAAACUUUGUAAUUUGACAAUAUGGCCAACUUGA
Lottia gigantea (owl limpet) is the source of this 396-nucleotide messenger RNA. RefSeq lists its product as hypothetical. Gene Ontology annotation, cellular component: nucleus. NCBI's taxonomy places the organism in Eukaryota, Metazoa, Mollusca, Gastropoda, Lottiidae. Gene Ontology annotation, biological process: regulation of alternative mRNA splicing, via spliceosome. The transcript has 2 exons. The annotation marks the transcript as partial. The record is from RefSeq and is a predicted model, not a curated record.